Trifolium pratense (red clover) is the source of this 2232-nucleotide messenger RNA. RefSeq lists its product as uncharacterized. The coding region runs from base 413 to 1810 and encodes 465 amino acids. Lineage: Eukaryota; Viridiplantae; Streptophyta; Magnoliopsida; Fabales; Fabaceae. The record is from RefSeq and is a predicted model, not a curated record. The transcript has 8 exons.
AUCUGACUUAUUUGCAUCUUAUUCAGCAUAAUUUUGUAUUUAUGUAAUUGUUAAUUUCCUUUUUUAUAUAUUCUAUUUUGGAUUUUUUAAUAACAGUUGUUUCUCUUUUUCUAUAUAUAGAUAAGGUCAUUUACAGUUCACUCCCAAGUAAUUCCAAUGAAUCUUAUAUUUCCAAUGAAUCAUAAAUUUGAAACUUUUUCUCCAUUGUCCUCGCUGAAGUCAAAUAAAUUGGAAUGGCAAAUAAAAGUUAGAGUUAUUAGUUUGACACAUAAUAUGAGUGAUGUUAUUGCUGGACAUGUAAAUUCAAUGGAGUUGAUUUUACUUGACUGUGAGGUUGAUAUAUAGUUCUCUUUAUCUAAAAUGGCUUUGUCUUAAUAAGUUAUUCUUGGCUUUAAUUUAUUUCAUAUUUUUUAUGCAGAACAAUAAGAUACAAGCAAGUGUUCCAUUCCACUUGGUUCGCCGUUUUUCUGAUCAUAUACGAGAGAAAGAAAUUUAUGUCAUUUACUACUUUCGUGUGAUUCAUAAUCUCAAAGCUUCUAUUGUUUCUCAUAACAAUCGCAGAUUAAUUUUCUGUAAGAGAACAAAGAUAUAUCCAUCUCAGAGUCUUGCCAUUGAUGCUCAUGGCUUGUCAUUUGUUUCUGCUAAUGAAAUACUUGCUCGAAAGCAUAAUAUCAAGUGUUUAGUUGAUACUAUUGGUGUUCUUUUAACUUUUCAAUUUGAUACUGUGGAAUUAUCUCCUCCACGCUUUAGUCCUGGGGUUAAAUUUGAGGUUGCUGAUCAGAGUGGAAGAGUUGCAUGUUCCUUGAGUGGGAAAUACGUUAGCGAGUUUCGUAAAUAUUUAUCCACGUCAUCAAACGCUCAUCCCGUUGUAAUUUUGCAGUUUGCAAAGAUUUCUACUGAAAGAGGUUACACCUGUCUUGAGAAUUUUAAGGAUGUUACUAAGAUAAUGAUCAAUCCUCCUAUUCAUCAUGUGUUACAGUUCAAUAUUCGAUUAUCAAAUUCUGGAGGUGUAUACUCUCUUAUUCAUGGGAAACAUUCCAAUUCUGUCGUGGUGACUGAUAUCACUCCAUUUGAUCGUUUUUAUCCACACAAAACUGUUCGUGAAUUUAUCGAUACACAGGAGUCCGGAUUUUUCGUGUUAUGUGCUCGAGUUGUUGGUAUAUUUCACAUAAAUAAGUGGUGGUAUCCCGUUUGCAAGUGUGGAAAUUUUCUUGACAUAUGGGUUGGAUGUUACUUCUGUGUCCAAUGCAAUAUCCACGUUUUCUGUGUAUCCUCGAUGUUUAAGUUACAGAUCGCAAUUGACGAUGGGACAUCAACUGUUCUUAUUCAGUCGACACAUUCUCCUCUUCGAGGAAUUCACUGCCUUAAUCAUAGUUCAUUGGGAAUAAAACAUGCAUUGGCUCAUUAUGGAAGCAAGGCUUUUGAGGGGAAAGAAAUUCUUUUCAUAGCUAGGAAGACUUCUAGAUCAGAGUAUAGGUUUGAAGAUUAUGUAGAAAUCAUAAACAUGACCGAUGAAGAGGGAUCUGUUCGUCGUUUCCAUGAGCUUGGCAAUAACUUUACUCCUACGAAGUCGAUAUAUAUUGAUCCAUUUGCCCAACUUGACGUGGAGGCGCACGAUAAUGUAUUAGUUUCAAGUGUGCAGAAAUUUAUCACUAAAGGGAAGAAGCCUUUGAUUGAUCUAGAAACUCCAUCAAAUUUUUCUUGUGUUACCCCUGGAUCAUUCUCUACCUCAAAUUUGAUCAAAGCUAGGAAGAAAUUGUCGUAUGCCUUUAGUGAGUGCACCGGUGAAAGGAACAUCUUUGAAUGCUAAUUAAGUGAAGUAUGAUUUAAGCCAAAAGUUUUUGGUUGACGUGUGUACUCCUUAAAUGUUAUAGUUUGGUACAUCUUGUGUUAAUACUUCUUCCUCUUUCAUAUGUAAACAAAAAUAACUUUUUUAGAUUCAUUGAAAAAGUAAUAUAUUUGGUCUAUAUUUUAGACUAAAUACAUUCAUUUUCCAAUGAAUCUAAAAAAGCCGGAGGUAGUAUAUGUCACAUUAUCUAAUGUUUCAAUGUACUGUGGCUGUAUGUUUAGUCAUAUUUUUCAUUCUAUGUGCGUAGGAUUAAUUCAACUUGGUUGUUUGGUCAUGUUUAAAGGAUGUACUUGUGUAAGUUAUAUUUUGCUGCAUCUAAUGUUUGGUCAGGCUGUCCCAACAAUGCAUUAAUAAAAUAGAUAAUAUCAUCUAUUCUUUUAGCA